UCAAUUAUUUUCUGACUUCGGAAAUCUGUUCGUAUUUUCAGCAAUUUGCACGACCAUAUGCGCCCUGCAUGGAAUACUCUGGUGCCUAGGAAGGUGUGACAGUACAAGUAAUCCACCACCUUUAAUAGGUAAAGGAGGGGAAAUAAAAGCAAAACGUCCACAUGUUCUACAUCUUACAAAUCCCUUAAUAAAAGCCCAGGAGGAGACCAAAAAGACCCUUGUAGUUGACAACCAGACAAGACAACCAAUAUUUAUUAGUAAGAAAUAUUACUACAUAGAGUCUCACCAUUGCUACAAUAUAACAAAACAGAACCAAGGAAAUCUGUCUCUACAAUACAGAAACAAUGAUGGUAACCAUGGUAACACAUCAAAGUAUUUAUAUAAACAAUCACCUGAUGGAAGAAAAGCUGUUUUGAUAGAUGAUUGUCGUGUGGGGGUACCAUCCAGAGGUGGGGAAUGUCAUUUAACAGAGUACUAUGUCAGGGAUGUAUCUGAUGUAAAUGAAGAGACGAGGAGCGUGCCUAAGCAAGGCAUGCCUAAACCUAGUAAAAUGCACAAGCAAGAUACAACGCACAGUCACGAUCCAAAGCACAAGCGUUCUUCAACAACACAAUUGGAGAUACGCUCGGGCAAUCUUACUCGGAGUGCUUCUAUAGAGGAUAUAAUGGAGCGCUACAUUCCUAAAAACGGUAGCAGUAAACUCUUACAUGAAAUGAAAAAGCAUGGUUCAAAUAGUCGUUUACGUUGUGCUUUGGCAUAUACUGGAGCCAAAUAUGGUGCUACCCCUGUGCUGUCCUUAGCAACCACAUCUCAUGUGACCAAUGAUCCGCCAUCUCCAAGUAGUAUGAUAUACAGGGCGAAAUCAGCCUCUAAUUUGGACAAAUCGCCUGAUCCAGGUUGUUUUACUGGUCUUUGUAAUCGUGAUAGAGUAUCUGACCCAUGGAGUUCAAAGGCGAGUGAAUCAAGGAAUAAGGGAGUUUACCCUAAGCACACAAACCGUUGUAGGAGUAGUACUUUCACAGAGGGCUAUAUAUCUCAUGGCACUUAUACUCCCUAUAGAUCGCCAGAGAGAGUCGUUGAUUCAGGGAAAACAGACAAUACUAAAGAGGAUAAAGACUUAAGUGCAGGGAAAAGAGACUUAAAUGCAGGGAAAAGAGACUGCAGUGGAAGUGCAGGGGAAAUAGGCUUUAAUGUAGAGAAUAGGGACUAUAGUGCUAAUGAAAGAGGCCUGGGAAACAAAGACUAUAUUACUGAAGACAUGGCUGGGAGCCAGGGUUACGUACCUUACAAAAGGGUAGUAGAUGUGCAUAAAAAAACCAUCAGUGGCACAAUGUCAGAACCUACCACAUGUAAGCCAUCUGCUACGGCCCCAUUACCAAAGACUUACACGAGUGAAUAUGUUCACAAUAUACAAUCAAUCAAACAGGAUGUUAAGAAAUCUGGUAGUCUCGGUACAACGAGUGAUUACGUAUCUGAUCCUGAACUUUUAAGCAAGCCUUAUAUGAACUAUAUUGACACACUACCUUCCCGCGCCUCCCUCCUUAGCCCUGUAAGUGAUGGCAGGGGCAGCCGGAGAUCUAGUGCCGGAGAUUCAGCAGUAGAUAUGACCUCCCAUAGCGAAGGGGAGCGGUCUCCUGUAGAGUACCAUGAUUGUUCCCUAGAGGCCCAUUAUAGUACACUGUGUAGUAAACUAGAUCAGACUGUUCUCCAAGCUUCUCAAUCACAAUCUAGUUUUACUGAGGUUGACAGUUUUAACAUAUCAAGUGAUCAGCCUGUGGAUGAUACACCUAUGAACAGUGCCCUUACUAGGCCGAAGCUCUCAAACGCAAAUAUUCCGUCUUUCACCAAAUUGACUCCGCCUUCAUUCAAUGUGGCCCCACCCUCCGUUGUAAUCAGCGAUUUCAGCCUUAGUCACCCAGCAUAUCACGAAGACAAAGAAAGCUGCACCAAACAGUCUCAAGCACCCAGUACAGCAGAGGGGGAUUUAUCCCAUGUGCCUGAGAGUGCAAUGGGGGAUAUUACCCAGGAGCCCCAGUGUGCAAUAGAGGAUAUUUCCCAGAUAUCUCCAAGUGCAAUUGAUGAUGUGCAAUCAAAAGGGCUAACUACAAAUGACAGUCUUUGUGUCUCAAUGAAACUAGAAAGAUCCAAUAGUACAUCCAGUAUGAGUUCGUUCAUGUCAGAUUCGUCCAUCUCGUCAAUGCGUGUGUUAAUGUCAGAUUCCUCAUUCUCCAUAGAUGAUGAUGAAGCACUUACUAGUACUAGGGUCAUCAAACAGAACAAGCCAAGCUCAUGGCGGAAGAUUCGUAACAUGGUUCAUUGGUCACCAUUUGUCCAACAGUUUAAGAAACAUCGCUACCCAUGGGUUCAACUAGCUGGACAUCAAGGCAACUUCCGCGCAGGAGAGCAGGGGACUAUCUUGAAGAAACGAUGCCCUAAGGAACAACAGUGCCUCCAGGAGCUCAUGGUUGAUAUUCUACGUCCAUAUGUUCCUGAAUACAAAGGGGAAGUAGAGCAGGUUGGGGAGAUGUAUAUCCAGAUGCAAGAUCUCCUGUGUGAGUUUGAUUCCCCUUCUGUGAUGGACUGCAAGAUUGGGGUGAGAACUUACCUCGAAGAGGAACUUGAGAAAGCCAGAGAGAACCCAAAGCUACGCAAGGACAUGUAUAAGAAGAUGGUUGAUGUGGAUCCAAACGAACCAAGUGAGGAGGAACAUAAACAGGGCGCUAUAACAAAACCACGCUACAUGCAAUGGAGAGAGACCAUCAGCUCCUCUGCAUCCCUUGGCUUCAGAAUUGAGGGAAUAAAGAAAAUGGAUGGUAGUUCAAGCAACAAUUUCAAAAGAACCAAAACCAAAGAAGAAGUCAUGGCGGCAUUUGGACAAUACACAGACAACAACCCAGUCAUUUUGAAUAAAUAUGUACGCAGAUUAAAGGCAAUUCGUGCAACUAUGGAGAGUUCACCCUUUUUCAGUUCACAUGAGAUCAUUGGUAGCUCAUUACUGUUCGUUCAUGACAGCAGUCAUCAAGCUGACAUUUGGAUGAUCGAUUUUGGAAAAACCACAAAACUUCCACCUGGUCGAACUCUAGAUCAUCGUGUCUCCUGGGAGGAAGGAAAUCGUGAAGAUGGAUAUUUGAUAGGUUUGGACAAUAUGGUGGAGCUAUUGAGUGAACUAUCUGAAUCUGAAUCUGAAGAAAGGCUUGAAACAAAAGAGGAUGAACCAAGUUGAAGCUGUUACAUUUUUUGUAAAUGCGUUUGUUUUGAUGUUUUUUCUAAUUUGUGAGAGUAUUUCACUAGCUGUAUGUAUUUUUGAGUCAGGGCCGAUGCAAUUCAAAGUUGAUGAAGAGCUUUCUCUUUUCAGUUUAUCAGCCAUUUUUCUGACUUCAUCAUUUGGAGCAAUAUGUAGGAUUCCAAUUUUAACAUGGGACCAAGUAUGAAAAAUUGUAUUUUUGAAAAAUUUGUUAUUUUGGACAUUUAUUUUGCAGCCCACAGCUGUUUAGUAGAAAAAUGUAGAAUAUUUGUAUGCAUAUUUUGAUUAUUAUUUGAAAUGAAUUUGUUCUUUGAAGGUCAAAAAAGGCUCUGUUCAAUAUCAAAUAUAUUGUUGCUCAUAAAUGUAUUUUGGGUUCGGUUUCUACCUUGAGCCUGGGGAUUGGCCACGUUACGGAAGAAUGCUCUUUGGACUGAUAACAGCUUACUUUAAUACUUGUAAGAAUGAAUAUUCUCCUUUGAGACAGAGAAGAGAUUGAUGAGUGUUCAUUUCUCACAUAUGAAAAUGAGCUACUUUGUAGACUUGUCAGUGAUCAUUCAUUCAUCUAUUGGCUUCCUAUGAUUAAAAUGUCUGUCUAUGCCAUGCUCUUUCCAGACCUUAUCACAAAUGGAUUUCAUUAUCAAGAAACUCAAUACACUGUGACUACUUGUAUUGCUACUUUCUUAGCAUCAAUUCAACUUAUACUGCAUCUUAGAAAAUGACCAUUACAUUUAGGGCAGAGACAUUUCAUUCAUAGGUAGACUGAAGUAUCACCAGUUCUGUUCAUAAUUCUGUUGUUUUUCACCAAACCAGGGGUCAGGGAUCCAUUUUGGUUUUGUCAUAACUUAGGGACCAAGUACUUGAUAUGAAGAACAUUAUAAUCACUGUCAAGCUGUCAUGCAAGGUUAUACAUAAUCCCAUGUUUUACAUUUAUGACAUACAAGGGGUAAAACUAGAAAACUGUUGAUAGAAUUUGAGUGAAAAUAUAUUGAAAACUCCAUUGGGUGGAGUAGAGCAGCAGUUUUCACUGAAUUUUCUCUAAAAACUGACCACCUUAAUUGAUGUACAUAGAGCAAUUACUGUUUAAAGCAUACAUAAUUCAGGUUGUAUAUUUUCUGACAAAAAGUAUCAAUUGAAAAAAGAAAUACUGUCUGUACUAAAUGUGUAUUCAUCAUUUAUUUCAAUUUAAUAUUAAUAAUUACUUUAAAGAGAUAUGUACAUUCAAUGAAAAUAUAUUAAGAAAUUAUUGUGUUCAGUUCAUACAUAUAUAGAUCCAGGCCUUGUAUUUAUUGUAUACAUUUAUUGUAUACAUGAUAUAACAUAACAUGCCUUGUAUUUAUUGUAUACAUGACAUAACAUAACAUGCUGAUUUAGAGUCUGACCGAAUUUUGUAUGGUCAUCACAUUCAUUUUAUAAGCACUGUUGUAUAUGUGAACAUUGAAAAUAACUCAUAUAUCAAGAUUUCUAUAUUGCUAUUUUGAUUACUCAAUUAAUUCAUUUUGCUCGUGUAGUGAAACCUAUCAUAGUGAACAUGUUUGGUUCCAUAACAAGUGUUCAUUCAUUGGAACCAAGAGUUCAUUCAUUGGAAUCAUUCUUACUAAAGUGUUCAUUUAUUGUGGCCAGGUAUUACAUUUGUUACUCCAAAGAGAAGUCUUAUAAUCCAUACUUAUUCAUUUUGAAACAUUACAUGAAACAAUACCCACAUGAGACACCUUAGGUAUGUAUGGUAGAGUGGAUUAGUGUUAUGUAGAAAUCAUCUGAGGAAGUCCACAUCCAGCUGUUUCACUCCCAAAAUAACAUGUGUCUCAUUGAUUGACAUUGAAUUCCACCACUGAGUUUAAAAUGACAGAAGUGUUUACUUUGACAGGUUUCACUAAAUGAUGAUAUACAUGUAGUUCAAUAAUUGUUAUUUCAAAGACAUGUAAGUCAAUAUUAUUUCAUGUCAUUGGUUAUCUUCAUUACAAGUCAUGCUUUUUGCAUUUCUAAAUAUAUCAUAUUAAACAUUUAAGAUAAA
This is a messenger RNA of Owenia fusiformis, 5255 nucleotides long. The record is from the annotation of a GenBank genome assembly. Lineage: Eukaryota; Metazoa; Annelida; Polychaeta; Sabellida; Oweniidae.